AUGGUCAAAGUUGUCGUUGCAGGAGCCUCUGGUGGCAUUGGCCAGCCUCUGUCUCUUCUCAUGAAGUCCAGCCCUCUGGUCAGCGAGCUCUCGCUCUACGAUGUUGUCAACACCCCUGGUGUCGCCGCCGAUCUCUCCCACAUCUCGUCGCCCGCAAAGGUCAAGGGUUUCCUCCCCAAGGACGAUGGCAUGAAGCACGCCUUUACCGGUGCUGAGAUGGCANAGCCUGGCAUGACCCGUGACGACCUCUUCAAGAUCAACGCCGGCAUCGUUCGCGACCUAAUCAAGGGCGUGGCCGAGUACUGCCCCGACGCCUUUGUCCUCGUCAUCUCCAAUCCCGUCAACAGCACCGUUCCCAUCGCCGCCGAGGUCCUCAAGGCCGCCGGCAAGUUCAACCCCAAGAAGCUGUUUGGUGUCACUACCCUCGACGUUGUCCGCGCAGAGACCUUUGUCGCUGAAAUUACCGGUGAGAGCGACCCCAGCAAGACCACUAUCCCCGUCAUUGGCGGUCACUCUGGCGAGACCAUUGUUCCCCUGUGGAGCCAGGCCAAGCCCGCCGCGNUCCAAUUCGGCGGUGACGAGGUCGUCAAGGCCAAGGACGGCGCCGGUUCCGCCACCCUCUCCAUGGCCUACGCCGGCUUCCGCUUCGCCGAGAAGCUGCUCAAGGCCGUCAAGGGCGAGUCCAGCAUCACCGAGCCCACAUUCGUCUACCUGCCCGGCGUCGACGGCGGUGACGCCAUCCAAAAGGAGACUGGUUGCGACUUCUUCUCCGUCCCCGUCGAGCUCGGCCCCGAGGGUGCCAAAAAGGCCAUCAAUGUCGUUUCGUCGGCCAACGAUUACGAGAAGAAGCUGUUGACCAAGUGCUACGAGGGUCUGGGCGGCAACAUCAGCAAGGGUGUUGAAUUUAUCAAGAACCCUCCUGCCAAGUGA
Aureobasidium vineae is the source of this 930-nucleotide messenger RNA. Lineage: Eukaryota; Fungi; Ascomycota; Dothideomycetes; Dothideales; Saccotheciaceae. The record is from the annotation of a GenBank genome assembly.